Molecule: messenger RNA, 2873 nt
Organism: Melanotaenia boesemani (Boeseman's rainbowfish)
Lineage: Eukaryota; Metazoa; Chordata; Actinopteri; Atheriniformes; Melanotaeniidae
Product: synaptotagmin-2-like
Exons: 11
Coding region: 283-1581 (432 amino acids)
Biological process (GO): cellular response to calcium ion; calcium ion-regulated exocytosis of neurotransmitter; synaptic vesicle endocytosis
Cellular component (GO): dense core granule; synaptic vesicle membrane; axon
Molecular function (GO): calcium-dependent phospholipid binding; calcium ion binding; phosphatidylserine binding
Source: RefSeq, a predicted model, not a curated record
GAGUGUGUGUAGUUUUCAUCCCUCCCCUGAGCAGAUCUUUAUCAAUUUGGGUACUCCAGUCUUUGGGUGCAUUUGAAUGGGUGUCUGUGUGUGUGUGUAUAUGUGGCAGAGUUUACAGAGGACAGAAUAAAGUGUCUCGGAGCCUGAGGAAAAGGGGAAGAGCUCAGCAUCCAGGAGAGCGUCCAGAUAAAAGGAUUUCUGACUGACAAGACUCUCACUGUGAUUACUUCCAACCAUUUCUCAAGACUUCAAGAUUUUGGCUGGACCGUGUGUGCAGCCUAAAUGACGAAGUGGAACUUGUUCAAGCAUCAGACAACGCCCAUGGUUGCUGCUAAGCCAACGGGGGCCAGUGACUUGAAUGUUACUCCAGCCCCUGUCGCAUUAAUCUCUGCUGAUAACUCCACAGAACCAGUCAACAAGAACGAUGCCUUCGGUGAAAUCAAAAACAAGUUCCUGAAUGAAAUCGACAAGAUCCCACUGCCGUCCUGGGCCAUCAUUGCCAUUGCUGUGGUUGCUGCUUUACUCAUUCUAACCUGCUGCUUCUGCAUCAUCAAGAAAUGCUGUUGCAAGAAGAAGAAGAAUAAGAAGGGCAAGAAGGGAAAGGGUGACAUGGGAAUGAAGAACCUGAAAGGGGGAGAGAAACAACAGGAUGAUGAUGAUGAAGAAGAUGACGUGGAGCCAGGACUAACUGGUGAUGAGAAAGAGGAAGAAGUGAAGGAAAAGGAAAAGCUGGGGAAGCUGCAAUACUCCAUUGAUUAUGACUUCCAGGAGAACAAGCUGACUGUGGGAAUCCUGCAAGCAGCUGACCUCCUCUCCAUGGACAGCGGUGGCACUUCAGACCCUUACGUCAAGGUCUUUGUACUCCCUGAUAAGAAGAAGAAGUUUGACACAAAGGUUCACAAGAAAACCCUUAAUCCUGUCUUCAAUGAGACUUUUACUUUCAAGAUACCAUUCCAAGAGAUGGGAGGGAAGACUCUGGUGAUGUCCGUCUAUGACUUUGAUCGCUUCUCGAAACACGAUGUCAUUGGUGAGAUUAAAAUACCCAUGAACACCCUUGACUUGGCAAAGCCAAUAGAAGAGUGGAGAGACCUGGACAGUGCAGACCAAGAAGAGCCAGAGAAGCUGGGUGACAUUUGCAUCUCCCUGCGUUACGUCCCCACUGCUGGCAAACUCACCAUCUGUAUUCUGGAGGCUAAGAACCUGAAGAAAAUGGACGUGGGUGGACUGUCAGAUCCCUAUGUGAAAAUUAACCUGCUACAGAAUGGAAAGAGACUGAAGAAGAAGAAGACAACAGUGAAGAAGAACACUUUGAAUCCUUACUACAAUGAGUCCUUCAGCUUUGAGAUUCCACUUGAGCAAAUGCAGAAAAUCCAAGCUGUGAUCACAGUACUGGAUUACGACAAGAUUGGCAAGAAUGAUGCCAUCGGGAAAAUCUGGGUAGGAAGCAAGUCCACGGGGGCCGGGCUGAAACACUGGUCCGACAUGCUGGCCAAUCCACGUCGCCCCAUCGCCCAGUGGCAUCCGCUCCAGCCAGAGGAGGAGGUGGAUGCCUCACUGGCAGCCCUGACAGCCAAGAAGUAAACUUCCACCACCUCCACACUUACCUACCCAUCCAUUUCCCAUCUUUUUCCCUUUAUCAGUCCCACAUGUCAGUGUAUAUUCUGGAAGAACACCCCAUCUGCCCCUUCCACCACAUUCCUCUCCCACUGCCACCUUUCAAAAGAUCCAUAGAAAACAUUUGACAUGAUGGGGAAAAAAAAAAAACAAAAAAAAAAAAAACAUCAUGUUCUUUGAAAUCAUGUCACUGAGAGAAGAAGACAAAUUACAGGUUGGACAGAUACUCAGUUAGUUUCCUUUAGAUCUAUUUUUGUAUUGGAGUAGUGGUUCCAUUAAUAAUUAAAACAGAGUAGAUUGUGAAAAAAAGGAUAUGGAAACCUGGUGAUAGAGGGGAUAAAACCUACAUUCACUCAUAUUGUACUUCUCACCCUUUCCCUUUAGUCACACAGUUUGCUUAGAAUAGUGCUUAAUAAUAAAAUGCUUUAUACUGCCAUAUGAUAGAGAAAUAACACAAGCAGGUCCAUUCCGUAGGUGUAUUGUGCACCAUGUCCCACACCUGCCAGUUAUCAUACUAGAUGAUUCUGUUGGUUUGAAGUACAUUCCUAGAGUUGGGUAACAAAGUAGGGAUAAUCACAUAUCCAGUUACCCAAUAACACACUGCCUUUUUGAUUAGUUAACCGUCAGCCCAUCGUCUCAGGAAAACUGAGAGGAAACUAAAACUCCAUGCCUUUUUUUCUAAACGGGUUCUUUUUAUUCAAAUACGCCACUAGAUGUGAAAGAAAUGUUGCAUUAUAAGGCUUAUGGUUAGCAUUAGUGCAUCCAUUAAAUGGUGUCAGGGGCGAGGAAAGGAAUAUUGUAUCUUAAAGAGGGAAAAAAAGGAUAUUUGUAUUUUAAAUUCUGCAAAAAAAAAGAGGAAAAAAAAGGUCCGUCUGUCAUCUGAACACCAAAAAAAGCAUGGAAACAUCAGAGCGAUUUAACAGACUGAUUCCAACCACCACUGACAUGAUAUUUACAAGGUGUCGAUUACUGCCUGCAGUCUCCCACCUCCCCUCCCAACGCCUCUGAUUCUGUAUCUCACUUGUUCAGUGCUACUGCCAUUAGUCAUGGACUUGACAUAAGGGUUUUACUUCAAAGGAAUCCCUAUAACUGUCUUACAGUCAUAAAGGAGACAAGCCUUCCAAACAACAAAAUAAGCAAUUUUCAACUACCAGGGACGCCUUCCAGUUAGCGGUGUUGUUCUCUUCAUUUCUCUUCUUCUUCUGUUUUUAUUAUUUAUUUAUUUAUUUAACUUCAAACUUAUAUUCCUUAAGCACUUU